UUAGCAAACAACCCCACUCUCUUGCAUCCGAACAACCACUGACAUAAACUUCGCCGCUAACUACCUGACAAUCCAGACAAUCUCUCCAAUUCGACAACUCCCACCACCGGCAAACAUGUUCACCUCCACCAUCCGCACUGCCGUGCGCGCACAGCCCGUCACUGCCGCCUUCACACGCAGUUUCUCUUCUACUCGCCCCUCGCAAGUUGCCCGCAUGACUGUUGUCGGCCGCCUGGGAGUUGCACCAGAAGAGGUUACCAUUUCCGGAGACCGAACAUUGGUGCGCUACGUGGUUGGCACCAGCUACGGCAAGGGUGAAGAGAAAAAGACCAGCUGGUUCCGGAUUGCUAGCUUUGUCCAGGGCGCACAGAAGGAUUUCUUGAUGAAUGUGCCCAAGGGCUCGCUGCUCUAUGUCGAUGCUGAUGCGCGCAUGGAGACAUAUCUCGAUAGUGAGGGAAACAAGAAGAGCAACUUGAGCUUGGUCGCCCGUAACUUUGACGUGCUGUCGCGCGCCCGCAGCGACGAGCCUGAUACCAACGACGAGGGUCUCAUCCAGGAGGCUUCCGGCUAGACAUGCACAGCUUCAAUUCUCAUGUAGAAUCAAUGUUACUUUGCGCAACAUGUCUUAAAUUCGGAAGCUGACUGGAAGAGGGUGGCGUGGCAAGGUCAAUGCACACGCAGUUGCGAAUGGUAGUGGCGACAGCCUUUGCAAGCCGCAGUAGGAAUUGUUUGCCGAAUCUUGGUUCAGGAUAGCAGAGUGUAUGAAUAUUGUCUGAACGUUUCUACUGUAUGAUCUCUCCGCUCAAAGCGGCUGGCGACAAUGCUUUCCGAAUGAUACCUUUUUCCUUGUAAUGCAUUGAUUAGCCCUGACCAUGAUUUUGAAAACAGGC
This is a messenger RNA of Bipolaris sorokiniana ND90Pr, 890 nucleotides long. RefSeq lists its product as uncharacterized. The transcript has 2 exons. Gene Ontology annotation, molecular function: single-stranded DNA binding. Bases 116 to 571 code for a protein of 151 amino acids. The record is from RefSeq and is a predicted model, not a curated record. NCBI's taxonomy places the organism in Eukaryota, Fungi, Ascomycota, Dothideomycetes, Pleosporales, Pleosporaceae.